Lotus japonicus is the source of this 3775-nucleotide messenger RNA. RefSeq lists its product as uncharacterized. Lineage: Eukaryota; Viridiplantae; Streptophyta; Magnoliopsida; Fabales; Fabaceae. Gene Ontology annotation, biological process: protein import into nucleus. Gene Ontology annotation, cellular component: nuclear envelope; cytosol. Bases 278 to 3307 code for a protein of 1009 amino acids. Gene Ontology annotation, molecular function: small GTPase binding. The record is from RefSeq and is a predicted model, not a curated record. The transcript is spliced from 25 exons.
AAGAACAGGGAAAAAAAAACCAAUCUGAGUUGGAGUGGAAGGGUUAAUGGUGGCAGCCAUGUCUGUUCUGAAUCUAAAAACACCCAAGACGACUCGCAAUUAGGUCCCAGUUUUUGGUUCGCUGCUGCUUAAUGCUAUAAACUCCCAACCCUUCUUCCUUCAACAAAACCAAACCAAACACUCUCGCGCGCACGCACUCAAAAACACAAACAAACACUCAAUCCUGUUCCAUUUCUAACUGCUCGCACCGAAACGCGGUGGUUCCAACUUCACUCCGAUGGCGGUUUCCACAUCCGACGUGGCGGCGAUGUACUCGCUCCUAUCCAAUUCCAUGAGCGCCGAUCACCGCCACCGUGGCCCCGCUGAGCAAGCCCUCACUCAAUCCGAGUCCAGACCCGGCUUCUGCUCCUGCCUCCUUGAAGUGAUUACGGCGAAGGAUUUGGCGGCGCAGGUGGAUGUGCGGUUAAUGGCCACCGUGUAUUUCAAGAACAGCAUCAAUCGAUACUGGCGGCAUCGCCGCUAUUCCUCGGGAAUUAGCAAUGAGGAGAAAAUACAUCUGAGGCAGAAGUUGUUGAUGCACUUGAGAGAAGAGAAUGACCAGAUAGCUCUAAUGUUGGCUGUUCUAAUCUCCAAAAUUGCUCGGAUCGAUUAUCCCAAAGAAUGGCCAGACAUCUUCUUAAUUUUAUCGCAACAACUUCAAUCAGCUGAUAUUCUUGCUUCCCACCGAAUCUUCAUGAUUCUAUUUAGAACUUUAAAGGAGUUGUCUACAAAACGCCUUACUGCAGACCAACGCCACUUUGCAGAGAUAUCAUCCCAUUUCUUUGAUUAUAGCUGGCGCCUGUGGCAAAGUGAUGUGCAGACAAUACUGCAUGGUUUCUCAACUCUUUCUCAAAGCUUUAAUUCAAAUGCUGAAGAUCAGCACCAUGAUCUUUAUCUUACGUGUGAGAGAUGGUUGUUAUGUUCAAAGAUCAUACGGCAAUUAGUUAUUUCAGGAUUUCAAAGUGAUUCAAAGUGUUUUCAGGAGGUUCGACCAGUCAAGGAAGUAUCACCUGUGCUCUUAAGUUCCAUUCAAUCACUUCUUCCAUAUUAUUCGACUUUUCAAAAGCAAUAUCCUAAAUUUUGGGACUUCUUAAAGAGGACAUGUACCAAAUUGAUGAAAAUUUUAGUUGCCUUUCAGGGCAGACAUCCUUAUUCAUUUGGUGAUAAAUUUGUGCUUUCAUCAGUCAUGGACUUCUGUUUGAAUAGGAUAACGGACCCUGAGCCAUAUCUAUUGUCAUUUGAACAAUUUCUCAUUCAAUGUAUGGUGAUGAUUAAGAAUAUUCUGGAAUGUAAGGAAUAUAAGCCGACUCUUACUGGUCGAGUGAUGGAUGAAAAUGGUGUUACACUGGAGCAGAUUAAGAAAAAUAUUUCCAGUGCAGUUGGUGGUGUUUUAAGUUCCCUUUUGCCCAAUGAACGGAUAGUCCUCUUGUGUAAUGUGUUGAUACAAAGGUAUUUUGUUCUGACUGCAAGUGAUCUGGAGGAGUGGUAUCGUAACCCCGAGUCUUUUCAUCAUGAGCAGGAUAUGGUCCAGUGGACAGAAAAAUUGAGGCCAUGUGCUGAGGCUCUAUACAUCGUAUUGUUUGAAAAUUAUAGCCAACUGCUAUGUCCUGUGGUGGUUUCUCUUCUUCAAGAGGCCAUGAAUAGUUGCCCGACUUCAGUGACAGAAAUUACUCCUGCAUUGCUUCUUAAAGAUGCUGCCUAUGGUGCUGCUGCUUAUGUUUAUUAUGAACUCUCAAACUACUUGAGCUUUAAAGACUGGUUCAAUGGUGCUUUAUCGCCCGAACUCUCAAAUGAACAUCCAAAUUCACGUAUCAUUCAUCGAAAAGUUGCUGUAAUUUUGGGGCAGUGGGUCUCUGAGAUUAAAGAUGAUACAAAAAGGCCUGUGUACUGUGCUUUAAUCAGAUUGUUACAGGGCAACGAUUUAUCAGUCCGGCUGGCAGCCUGUCGAUCCAUGUGCUUACAUAUUGAAGAUGCAAACUUUUCAGACAAAGAGUUUGUCGAUCUUCUUCCUAACUGUUGGGAGUCGUGUUUUAAAUUGUUUGAGGAAGUUCAGGAAUUUGACUCGAAGGUUCAGAUUUUGAAUUUGAUCUCUAUCCUUAUUGGACAUGUUAGCGAAGUUAUUCCAUUUGCAAACAAGUUGGUGCAGUUUUUUCAGAAGGUCUGGGAGGAAUCUUCUGGUGAAAGUCUGCUGCAGAUUCAGCUGCUGGUUGCUUUGAGAAACUUUGUGGUUGCACUUGGGUACCAGUCUCCCAUUUGCUAUAAUAUACUACUGCCAAUUCUGGAGAAUGGGAUUGAUAUUAAUAGCCCAGAUGAACUCAAUCUUCUUGAAGAUAGCAUGCUGUUAUGGGAGGCCACUCUUUCUCAAGCUCCAUCUAUGGUGCCUCAAUUGUUAUCAUAUUUUUCACGCCUUGUUGCGAUUAUGGAAAGAAAUUUUGACCAUUUGCAGGUUGCAGUUAACAUAAUUGAAGAUUACAUAAUUUUGGGUGGAAAUGACUUUCUGAGCAUGCAUGCUACAAAUAUUGCUAAAAUUCUUGACUUAAUUGUCGGAAAUGUCAGUGACAAAGGCCUCCUUUCAGUUCUUCCUGUCAUUGAUAUCUUAAUACAGUGUUUCCCAAUGGAAGUGCCGCCACUUAUUAGCAGUGCAUUGCAAAAACUAAUCAUAGUAUGUUUGAGUGGAGGAGAUGACCGGGAUCCGUCUAAAACAUCUGUGAAAGCAUCUUCUGCUGCCAUCCUCGCAAGACUUUUGGUGAUGAAUACAAAUUCACUAGCCCAAUUGGCAUCAGAUCCAUCAACUUCUCUACUGCUUCAGGCAGCAUCUAUCCCAAUUCAAGAAAAUAUACUUCUUUGUCUGGUUGACAUUUGGGUUGAUAAGGUAGAUAAUGUUUCUUCCAUCCAGAAGAAGGCAAUUGGCUUAGCCCUGUCAAUAAUUCUGACCUUAAGGCUGCCUCAAGUACUUGACAAACUUGAUCAAAUUUUGAGUGUCUGCACUAGUGUAAUUCUGGGCAGAAGCGAUGACCUAACGGAGGAAGAAUCCAGUGGAGACAUGAGCUCCAGUAACUCUCAUGAUGAGGGCUCAAUCCCUAGUAAAGAAUUCAGAAAGAGACAGAUCAAAUUUUCAGACAGUAUCAAUCAGCUGUCAUUGGAAGACUCUGUUAGAGAAAAUCUACAAACAUGUGCUGCUAUUCAUGGAGAAUCAUUUAAUGCUGCAAUGAGCAGUAUGCAUCCAUCUGCAUUUGCACAAUUGAAGCAGGCGUUAAAAAUGCCAUAACUGGGUGUGCCAUUUAAACCUUGUGAUCCAGUGGUACUAUGUGGAGGCUCUCAAUUCUUCUGUUCAUAGAUUGUUACUUCCUAUAGGGAUCACAGUUAUAACUGUCAAAUUAAGGUGUAUUAACUUUAACUUCCAAGAACAGUGGAGAUGAACUUGUUGGAUAACAAAUUAGGAGAAAUAGGGUGAUAUUGAAGCUUGUUACUUGGCUCAUGAUUUUUGACACAUUCAAAAUUGUAAGGUCCAUUUACAAUUUUUCGUUUGUCUUUGCCCUUUGGCAGCGUGAAACCCUGUAAAUAGGAUGUUGUUCCUUUAUUAUAUAUAAAUGGGAACAGCAUCGAGUCCAUUGUGUCCAUUUACUUUGCUGAGAAUGACAAGAAAUGUGAAAUGUUUGUGUACAUGCUGUUUUUGGAUACGUUGGGAUGUGUUGUGCAAAUUUUACCCAGAAGUUCUUUUUUCCUUUUGAUCGAA